This is a messenger RNA of Encephalitozoon romaleae SJ-2008, 1650 nucleotides long. RefSeq lists its product as hypothetical. The coding region runs from base 1 to 1650 and encodes 549 amino acids. Gene Ontology annotation, biological process: transmembrane transport; monoatomic anion transport. The transcript has a single exon. Gene Ontology annotation, cellular component: plasma membrane. Gene Ontology annotation, molecular function: mechanosensitive monoatomic ion channel activity; calcium ion binding. The record is from RefSeq and is a predicted model, not a curated record. NCBI's taxonomy places the organism in Eukaryota, Fungi, Microsporidia, Unikaryonidae.
AUGCAAGCCAAAAGGGCCGACGACAUGCAACAAAUAGAAGAAUCCGAUUUUUUUGUAGAAAAGAAGCCAAGCAUGAAUACUCAUGCAAACGAUCCAAGUCCUCCCUCGGCCAUAUGGAUCCUCUUCUACUUUCUGGGAUCUGUGAUAUCGGGGAUAUUGGCAUAUAUGUCCCACUACUCACUAAUUCUACCAAAGCUGGAAGCCAAUGGCAAUAAUCAAUUGUCUGUUGUGAGUGAGAGGCUUCUGAUGUGCUUUCUCAUUGGUGUCAUGGUUUGGUUUGUGCUUGAGCUCACUCUGACAUAUCUCUCAAUUACUUUGAAAAAGGUUGGCGAGAAGCAAGGAUUCCUCCAGAGCACAUUGAUAAAAAACGGGUGGUUUAUAAGCCUUGUUCUUACACUACUAGUUCUUUCCUUUAUUAUGGGAAGCUAUAGCCGCGGAAUAGAGAUAAUGGGUGUAGAGGAGGCCGGAAAUGUCGAAGAAGGAGCCCCGCAGGCAUCAAAUGAAGAUACUCCUGACAGCUCCAAUGACCCAUCGAAGUUGAAACCACCGGGCAAGUCAGAAAUAUUUGUAAUGGACAAGCUGAGCAGGAUUCUUCUUGCAGGUUCUAUACUUCUUGGAAUAAUCUUAACAAAGACGAUUCUUAUGGACAGAGUAAACUACAAAAUGCUUUUCGAGAACUACGAAGACAGAAUCCUUAAAAACUAUGAAGACAUGAAGAUCCUUGAGCAAUUGAAUAGGAUAACAGGGAAAAGAAUGGAUCCAGAGCAAGACAUCGAGAUCUGGGCAAAUUCCGUCUUUAAGUCAAUUUCUCCGGAAAAACAAGCUGUUGACAUACAAACUCUAGAAUACUUUUUUGGAACUGACUAUGCACAGAAGAUAUUUGAACGUUUUGAUAUAUAUGGAGAUGGUAGACUGACAAGAAGCAGCUUUGUUCUUGUCUACCAAGACAUUCUGAAUGAGGAAAAGAGGAUCACAAUGGGGAUGGCACAGAAGAUUACCAUUGUAGAGAAGCUGGACAUCGUACUUUCCUUUAUACUUGUUCCUUUUGGUAUAUCUGCAGCCACACCAAUAGUUGAGGAUGAAAUCAAUCUUGUCAACUUCAUUCCUAUCCAGUUUGGUACGCUCUUCUCUCUUCACGUGAUUUUUGCUCCAAUUCUGGCAGAAAUGUUCAGGUCCCUAGUGUUUAUAUUUCUUGUGAAGCCAUUUGAUGUUGGAGACAAGGUCCUCAUAGAUGGGAUCCUACACAAGGUGUAUGACAUGGGGCUUCUUUAUACUUCGUUUGUGGUGGAGAAGAAGGUUACUGUGAUUCCAAACACCAAGAUCAUGGACAAGACCAUAGUUAACCUCAGAAAAGCAAGGACGUCACAGAAGAGGUUUGAGUUCACAUUCUCCAACACUCCAGAGUUUAAAGAAAAGGCAGGGGAGUUAAGUGCAGCAAUAGAAAAGGAAGUAGGCUCUGAUCCAAAUGUAUACACAGGAAAGUUUAGCGUCUAUGGAUACGACCUUAAGAAGAACUCGGCAAUAGGAAUAAAAAUCGACGUAGUCUUCUGGAUACAAAACCAAGAUGUAAAGACUUUAAGGAUGAGGGAGGAUACGUUUGUAAUGGUCUUACACCGAAUCUUCAAGGAUCUUGGGUUGGUCCUGGAAUAG